AUGGAGCCCUUGUCAGCAACAGGCGGGCGCGUAGUCCCCAAGCUGCAUCUACUCAAUGCCGGCACGGACACCGACAACCGAUUCUCCAACAAUGCUGCUUACGGUGGCUCAGUAAGUGAGCGUCUUCCGCAUCGACCAACACGUCGAUCGCUAGAGCCGUCAACAGCGGGGCGUGUGGGUAAGGUCAUGCCCGCACGAGUGUCAGCAGCGUCGAUGGAGUUCCUCGAGUCGCCCGUACUUCCGCCAAUGAAGCUCCGACCAAUGGCGGGGUUUCACGUCUUACACCCAGCAAUCGAUGAACUCGCAGAUGAACGCGGCGAGGACUUGGCACGUCUGUUGCUGAGUCGAUGGUCGAUCCACUCUGGCGAGGAGCAGUUCGCUUCUAUCUCGCUCUUCUGCGAGAUGAAGCUCAACGAAGCCAAGCGCAUGGCGUCCUGGGCCGAGGCCCCCAAUCGGUUUUACACAGUAGUGUGCUGCCAACUGCUGGAGAAGUACAUCUCGCGGCUAGCAACGAGCAAAACCGUGCACAACGAUGCAGACCCGGUGGCAGCUACUGUCGGCCAGAGCACUGCGUUCUUGCAACGAAUCCACGCGGAGCUGGUGACCUCCAUCUUCUUGCCGCCUACCCAAGCCCAAGUGCAGGAUCAUGCGGCUUCAGGAGGCAGGGUCGACUACGAACACCGCACACCCUACUUCACGGAAUUCAAACGGCUGCGCCGCAAGACACAAGCGCUUGUUGCAACCGUCCGGGAGCGUGAAAGUGCACGCACAACACGCCAGCAGCUUCCGGCGAAAGUCAGCAAACUUGUGGCACAUCUGGCCUGGCGCCGGGAUCGACAAAUUCUCGCUUUAACCUUCCGCGGGUGGGCCAACGCAAUGGCUACUCAACGUCAGAUUCGGGCGCUCAAAAUCCACGCUUUCCAGUCCAUGCGCAAGAUGAAUCUCACUGCGUGGUUCCGUGUCUGGCGUAUUGAAGCGUUGAGGCGAGCGUAUCAGCGUGAGAGCGCAGACUAUCAAGCCAUGCUCUCGGUCACAGCCGCAUCUCUCAGCAGGAAGGAUAUCGCGAUUGCGGAGGCCGAAGCGAAGGUCACGUCCAUGGCAAGGAUCAUCGACAGCUUGACCGAGUCCAACAAGCAGCUAUCAUACCAAGUCGACCAGUUGGAGAAUCUUUCAGCUGCAGCUGCAUUCGCCGGUGGUGGAGAGGGCGGUGAUGACAACCGCCAAGGUUUCAGUGAAAGCGGCACGAGUAGACGGCGCGACAGCAUUGAUGGCAAUGCAUCCCAUAGUCGCAGGCGAGAGGUCAACUACGAGCGUAUUGACACCAUGCUAUCACAAGACGAUGAGCGAAUGGACCGGACCAACCGCAUGUUGCUCGAGACCAUGUUCGGAAUGGCACGAAUGGUCGAGACCUGCGCUAUUCAGAUGUCGAAGGACACCAUGGACUCCCUUGAGUACCAACUCGACGGUAGUGUAUUGCAACAUCUCGCCGAGAUGAUCCAAACGGAAAAUGAACUAAAAGCGAAGGCCGACGCAGCUGACGGAACCUCGGGUCUUACUGCAUUGCACGUGAGCAAACCUGGUGGCGGGCGCACUUCGACUGCAGUGACUUCGUCCUCCUCACUUGCUGCGGCUACAAAACCUGCGCGGGCCCGAGCCGUGACUGUCCGAGACCUGGCCCAAAUGCCGAUCGACACACUGCUGCUGUACUGGUUCCGUAUGCACUUGAGCUUGUCGUCUUCCGUGGAGAAGCCAGGGGACCGCACUGUCAAGAACUUCACAUCAGACCUCGCUGAUGGACGCCGCUUUUCCUUCCUCCUCCAUCGUCUCUUCCCUUCCUGGUUCGACGCCACGAUGGUGCAUGAGCUAGAUGUCGACCAGAGACUUCAAAAUAUCGCCACUUUCCAUGAACGCGUUCAACCAUCAUUGCCUCAAGUCGUCACCAGUGACAGCAUCCACGCAGCGAGUGGCACCGAAAACAUCGCCUUUGUCGCGAUGCUCUUCGGAACUGCAGUUGGCACCGUGCGCAAACUUAACAUGGAGAAGCAGCGCGGGGACUUCCUCAACAUCGUCACCACUUGGAGGCGAGUGCGUAGCUUACUUCUCGAAGUAAAGCGCAUGAACGACAACUACGACGCCGGGAUGGUUGCACACCUGCUCAAGGAAAUGCGAACCUGUGAGAUGCUGUUCAAGCAACUCCAUUCCGAGCUCGAUCACAUCACUGUCACAUCCAACGAAGCCUCCAGCACACUCUCGCAGAUCGCUUACAAGGCACUAUCGAUAACCUGGUCAUGCAUCCGCGCUCGCGAUACACAUCCGAACGCUCCAGUGGGGCUUAUCGACGAACGCACCCACGAACGCGUGCGUGAAUUCUCUCGAGUCGAUGCGUCUUGUAUCCGCGAUUUGCUGGUGCAUGAAAGCGAGACCGCCUUCAGCCAGCUUCACAUGUCGGCGGCUGCCUCCCUUCAGCGUCGCAAAAGCUCAGGCGCAACACCCGUGCUGGUUGCUGGCUCCGCGAUGGCACCAGUCGUGCCAGAACGGGACGUUGAUAUCUCAACUGCUGCUGUGCGCCGCGCUCUGCUAGCGUACAGCAAGGACCUCAACGACAUUUUCAAACACUACAGUGCGAGCGGUGGGGCUGGUAGUCUUGCGGCAAUGAGCUUGACAGAAUUCAACAAGUUCAUCAAGGACUGCUUCAAUGGAGAUAAGCACAUCACGCAAGAAGUGGCCGAGAAGGUCUAUAGGGCGGCACUCCAGCUCGAUUUUGCCCCUACCAACGGCACGAAUGAGGCUUCCUCUGCUCCAGCCGUGGAUGAAGAAGAACCAGAGCUGUCCGGCCGACAGUUUGCGGAUGCUAUCGUGCGCUUAGCCGCGGUCAAGUAUGCCCCGAUGCCAGCGCCACGAGCAGCAGGAAGAGGGGCCCAUGCUCGUGCAGCACCAGCACCGGCACUUCCUCUGGACGAACGGUUCCGCCUUCUCAUGGAGCAGGACAUCCUCCCACAUGCACUGCGAUCUCAACGUGAGCUGUUCCGUGCCGAGGUGGCCGAACCAAAGGUCCGCGAAGUUUUCCAGCGGCACAAGCCUGUACUCCAGCGCGUGUUUCGUUACUAUGCGUCGAUGCACGCUUUGCGGGAGCAGAACUCGACUCUUUCGCUGGCUGCUUUCAUUGUCAUGGCUCGAGACUGCAAGCUCAUCGGGAGCUUUGUGACCGAACACACGCUCAAGCAGGUCCUCGUGAAUCUGCAGCGUGACGACGGAAACUCCUCGUCACCUCCACCAACACCUGGAGCAUUGAGCACGGAGGCCGAGCUCGAAAUGCUGCGCGCAGACUUCAGCGACUUCCAAGAGGCACUCGCCGCUCUCACCGAGUACGUGGUAUGCAACCCGUACGUCCCAUUACACAAGCGUGUCGACCAGUUCCUCCAGGAAAUGCUGCUUCCACGAGCUCGUCAGAAGAAAAAGACUGGCGAGUAA
Molecule: messenger RNA, 3471 nt
Organism: Phytophthora sojae
Lineage: Eukaryota; Oomycota; Peronosporomycetes; Peronosporales; Peronosporaceae
Exons: 9
Coding region: 1-3471 (1156 amino acids)
Molecular function (GO): protein binding
Source: RefSeq, a predicted model, not a curated record